AUGGGCAGGACAGAAUGGGGAGGCGCGGAUGGGGACGACGACGUGGGCAGUCCGGGGAGGGCGGAGGGGCCGACAGCGGAGGAGGCGGGGAAGCGGAGGGAGCGCAUGGGGGCGGAGAUGCGCAAGGCGGUGGCGCAGCUGGACAAGGCGGAGCCCGCCGCCGUUAUCGACGGGUUGCAGCGCCUGCACGCGCGCAUCGUGAAGCACGGCGCGCGGGCCGUCGACGCGUACGUGCGCGUGUCGCCGCCGGACUGGCUGCAGCUGCUCCGCCUGUGGGACGCCUGCCACCGCCGCGGCGCCUCGCACCAGGUGGCUCUCCCCCUCAUGGCGGUGCUGGCGGACAUCCUCGCCCUCGCCGCGCACACGCCGCGCCCUCUCCCCCACACACCCGCGCGCGCCCCUCCCUCCGUCCCUCCACCUGUGCUGGGCGCGCCUCUGUCUCUCCCCCGCCGCAUAGAGGCGUUGGCGCGCGCCCUGCUGCCGCGGUGCUGCAGGAAGGGCGGCCUCUACGCGCAUCUCUCCUCCCCUUCCCACGCGCACGCCACCUCCGCCCUGCGCCUGCUGCUCGCGCUCUCCCUCAUCACCCCCGCCCUCACGCGCUACCUCCUCCUCUCCUUCGACUUCUCCCUCCCUGCCCUCCCCGCCCUCACCCAGCCCCCCGCGCCCUCCCAGGCGCCGGGCAGCGGGGGGAGAGGGAGAGGCGAGAGGGGGAAGCACGUGGGCGCACGAGGGGGGGCAGCAGGCGCCGUGUUCUGGUCUGGCACACCAGCGGUGGUCGUGGGCGGCGAGCAGGGGGAGCAGGCGGAGCAGGGGGAGCUGGGGGAGGAGGGGGAGGAGUUGGAAGAGGGGGAGGAGGGGGACGAGGGGGUCGAGGGGGCGCUAGGGGUGUUGCUGGGCAAGCAAGGGGAGGGGGCGUGCGCGGACGUUGGGGAGGUGCCAGCGCGCGUGCUGAUGGCGGAGUGGGUGGUGGCGUGCCUUGCUGUGGCGGACGCCGCCACUCUCACGCACGCCCUCGUGGCGCACAGGCACAACCUGGCCGGCAUUCUCUGGCGUCUAGUGGGCGACCACCCCGUGACAGCUGGCAAGGUGUUGUGGGUGCUGCAGGCGCGGGUCAUGGCUGCCAGUAGCAAUGUGCCACGUGGCCUGCAGGGAGCUCUGUUCGGGGAUAGUGCGCUUGAACAGAUGGCGCGUAUGGCGGGGAGGGAGGAGGGGGGGCGGCGGGGAGGGGGGUGCGGGGGCGGUGGCAGCAGGGAUGGCGCUGCAGGUGCUCCUGGCCGUGUGCACGCACGCCCGCCAUGGCGUGCUCGUGGGGGGAAGUGGGGGGGGCGCGCUUCAGGGGAGACCGCAGGAGGGGAUGGAAGAAGGGGGGGAGGGGGAGGAUAUGGCGGAGGAAGGGAUUGGAGCAGGGGGCAAGGAAGGGCAGGGGGGAGCGGCGGGCACGGAGGGUGCGGGAGGGGUGUGGGAGGGGGAGUCGGGCAAGGGCGGAUUGGCCUCCUCCGCUGCCGAUUCCCAAGCCUCCUCUCAUUGGUCGGCCGGCAUGGAUCGUCUCAUUCGCCUCGCGCGUGGACUGCAUGUGCUGCAGUGUGCGGCGCACCGCUCGCUGCUGCUGGCCAUGGCCCAGGCGUGCCCUCCCCUGGCUGCCGCCUACCUGCAGCGCCCUCCCUUCUCGCUGCACCCCACGCCGCAUGCCCACUGGUAUGA
Molecule: messenger RNA, 1701 nt
Organism: Closterium sp. Naga37s-1
Lineage: Eukaryota; Viridiplantae; Streptophyta; Zygnematophyceae; Desmidiales; Closteriaceae
Source: the annotation of a GenBank genome assembly